Messenger RNA from Lacerta agilis (Sand lizard), 13737 nucleotides. RefSeq names its product dynein axonemal heavy chain 2 (gene DNAH2). The record is from RefSeq and is a predicted model, not a curated record. Gene Ontology annotation, molecular function: dynein light intermediate chain binding; minus-end-directed microtubule motor activity; ATP hydrolysis activity. Gene Ontology annotation, cellular component: dynein complex. Gene Ontology annotation, biological process: microtubule-based movement. Lineage: Eukaryota; Metazoa; Chordata; Lepidosauria; Squamata; Lacertidae.
AUGGUGAGAGCCGGCGUUGAUUUUGCACAUCCCACUAUCCCGGCACAGGGGCUGCCUGCAGUGGUCUUGCCUGCCAUCCCCCAGUCCUCCGAUCUUCUCCAGGGAAACUUGCAGCAGCCCUUUUAUAGGAGGAGGACAACGCAGCAAGAGACAGACAGCUAUACCCAGGCGUUCUCCGGUGCCAGCCUCACAUCCAUCAGUCUCCUGAAAGGAGAGCUUUCCAUCCUCUUGAUCGAGUGUGGAUUUGGAUAUGCUGCCUCAGGAGAUGUUCCUUCGCUAUCUGUGUACGAGAUGGAAGAAGAGAGCCAGGAGGAGUUGGUUAUCCCUCCCAGCCCAGUGGAGGGAGAGGAGGAUUUGAAACCCUGCAUUGAAAGCCGGAUUGCCUUGUCUGGCCUCAGAGAGGAGAUGUGGACAGAGGACCACAAGGCCGCCAUGGAUCAGUUUCUGAACGACCCCACCCAGCAGAUGCUUGUCUUCUACAUUGACGACUUUGCCGGCUUGAAGGUGGAGCCGGUCAUGCCAUACCAGGAGCAGAAGCAGCUCACUUACUUUAUCCGCCAAGAGAACGCAGAGAUUACAGAAGAGAACUUCCACGAGGUAGUCCAGUUUGGCACUGUCCGGAAGCCCUACAUAGAUUCCUUGAUCCGCAUUCUCAACGCCGUGUAUCUCCCCCAGCUCUUUCGCAAGUCAGCCUGGCCCGAAAGCAUAAAGAACGAGUUUUUCUCAGAAAUAUACCACUUCAUGACCUCUCUCACAGACACUCGCUCCAAAAUGAGGGGCCGCACCAUCCUCUACAUCCCAAUCGAGUCCCUGACCAUCAAGACGGAGAUGGCCUUGAAGGACAAAGCCCUGGUUCAGCGGCUGGAGACAUCCAUGAUUCACUGGACCCGGCAGAUCAAGGAAGUGCUGAGGGCACAAGAGGCUGUGGAGAGCAGAGAGAGCUCAGGCCCACUGGAAGAGAUCGAGUUCUGGAGGAACCGCUGUACAGACCUCUCCGAAAUCAGCAAGCAGCUCUGCCAACAGGGCGUGAAGCACAUUGAAACCAUCCUGGCCUAUUCCAAGUCUUCCUAUGUGACCCCUUUCCAGCGGCUCGCCAAACAGAUCCAGGAUGGAUCAGAGCAGGCCCAAUCAAAUCUCCGAUUCCUCUCCAUCCUGAAAGAACCAUUCCAGGAGCUAUCCACCCUUCGCCCCCAAAACAUCCCCGAAAAGCUGCCUCACCUCAUCAGCCUCGUCCGAAUUGUGUGGGUCAACUCCCCGUACUACAACACCCGGGAGAGAAUCACAGCACUGUUCAGAAAGAUGAGCAACAAAAUUAUCCAGAUGUGCUGCAAAGACAUCUCCCUGGACCGGCUCUUUGAGGGCUACAUCAACUCUACCCGGCAGACUCUCCAUGGCUGCAUCUCAUGCAUGUCCUCUUGGAAGGACAGCUACCAGCACGCUGCUUAUAUGCACAACAAGCUUUCUGGGAAGGGCUGGGUACUGGACCAGACCAGCAUCUUUGCCCAGGUCGAUGCCUUUGUCCAGCGUUGCAAGGACCUCCUGGAGGUCUGCGAGAGCCAGCAGCACUUUGCGCGCUGGGAAGAUGGCAAGCAGACUCCGCUGCCCUGCUUCUUUGGCCAGCGUGGACCCCAGAUGACCAGGAGCCUGCUGGAGAUUGAGGAGACCUUCACCAAGUACCUCGGCAAUCUCCGCAACGUGAAGGGGGGAAUCCUGGAUGUGAAGAACACCUCUUGGCAUGAGGACUUCAACCGCUUCCGUGCUGGCAUCAAGGACCUGGAGGUGAUGACCCAGAACCUGAUCACCUCCGCCUUUGAGACGGUGAAGGACGUGGAGCGUGGUGUGGAGAUCCAGGACAUCUUCCACCACUUGUCAUCGCGAGAGGCCAUCAAGCGCACCUUCGACAAGAAGACGGUUGACAUCUUCAUGCUGUUCAACAGGGAGCUCUCCCUGGUCAACAAGGAGCUGAGCAAGAGGACCCCUUUCCUGCCGCCACACAUGUGCCAUUACUCGGGCCUGGUGCACUGGAUGCGCGCUCUGCGACGGCGCAUUGAGAAACCCAUGAAUUGUCUCACCAAGGCCCACUUCAUCCCCCACAUUGGGACCGGAGAAGAGAGCUUCCAGACCUAUCAGCUGCUCAUCCAGGCCAUGGACGAGAUUGAGCGGAAGACCUUCCACGAAUGGACCCUGACCCUGGACAAGGACAGUCUGAAGCGCCUGGACACCCCUCUCCUCAUUUUGAGCACGGAGAAGCCUGGGAUGCUGGAUAUCAAUUUUGACAAGCAUUUGCUGAAGUUAUUUGUGGAAAUCCACUACUGGGAAAGGGUGCUCUUUGAGAUCCCCCACUACGUGGUCGAGGUUUACGAGAGGAAGGAGGACCUGCGCAACUUGAGGGAGAACCUGCUGCUGGUGGCCCGAGACUAUAACAGGAUCAUCAGCAUGCUGUCUGCAGAGGAGAGGGGCCUCUUCCGGGAGCGCAUCCGCUACCUGGACAGGAAGAUCCAGCCUGGCCUGAAGAAGCUGCACUGGUCCCUCAAAGGAGCAAGCGCCGCCUUUAUAUCGGAAUGCCGGCUGCACGCCAGCAAGGUGCAGAACAUUGUGAAUGAAUACAAGGCCUCCACCUUGGCCAUCGCCCGCAAGGCCCAGCAGAUAAGCGAGGCUCUUCUGGUGCGUAUCACUGGCAAGAGGGUCUACAACGACCUGGAGUUUGAGGAGGACCAGGAGGACCACCGGGCCUUGGUGCAGAAGAAACUGGUUACCAUCCACGAAGAGUGCAUUGACAUCAUGCGGCAGACGUACGAAGUCUUUAAGAACGAUGGGCAAGAGGUCCAUCAGCACUGGUACAACUACACCACGAAGAUGGACAGGAUGAUGGAAGAUGCCCUGCGCCUCAACGUCAAGUGGUCCCUGAUGGAGCUCUCCAAAGCCAUCAAUGGCGAUGGCAAGAGCAGCCCCAACCCCCUCUUCAGGGUGAAGGUGAUUCUGCAGGACAACUACCCAGGCCAGACCCCUCAGGUGGAGUUUUCUCCGACGCUCGCCCAGCUGGCCAGCAUGGUCAAUGACAUCAGCACCCACCUGAUCACCAGCAUCUCCGUCUUCCGCCACCUCCCAGACAUCCUCGUCAGGCGCAAGUUCCCCCGGGACCCCAUCUACAUGCUUGUGGAGCGGGACGAGGACAUAAAGAAAAUCCAGUCGCAGAUCAGCGCCGGCAUGCAGUCCAACGCGACACACCUCCAGGCGUACCUGAAGACCUGGGAUGUGUACCGGGAGAUUUGGGAGGUCAACAAGGAUGCCUUCAUCAACCGCUACCGGCACCUCAACCCCCUGGUGUCAUCAUUCGAUGCAGACACUGCUCGGUACAUGGAGGUGGCCAACAACGUCCAGAAGGAGGAGACGGUGCUCAGCAUCCAGUUUGUGCUCCUGGACUGCUCCCACCUGAAGUCCGCCGUGGUCCAGCACUGCAGUGAGUGGCAGCACAAGCUCACCAACCUGCUGAAUGAGAUGGCCACCAGCCGCCUGAGGGAGCUGUAUGCCUACCUCCAGAACAACGCCGCUGACGUCAGCCGUCCUCCGCAGACCCUGGAGGAGCUCAGCCGGAGCCUGCAGCUGCACGAGACCCUCCAGAACGAGCUGCCCAAGAUCGAGGGGCAGAUCCCCCCCAUCCACGAGCAGUUUGCCAUCCUCGAGAAGUACGAGGUUGCAGUGGAGGAAGAGGUGCUGCAGCUUCUGGGGGAGCUGAACUCAGAGUGGCUGGCCUUCCAGCAGUGCAUCCUGGACAGCGAAGCCAUGCUGAAGAAGCACAAGGAGAAGUUCAAGACGGGCCUCAUCCACUGUGCGGACGACUUCAAGAAGAAGGCCCAGAAUCUCCUGCAAGACUUUGGCACCAAUGGUCCUUUCACCAGCGCCUUGUCGGCCGAUGCUGCUCUGGAGCAGAUUGCUGAAAUGAGGCGGCUGCUGGCCCAGAUGAAGGAGGAGGAGAACACCCUUCGUUCUAACCUGGGCAUCUUUAAGAUCGACCAGCCGGCCUCCAAGGACCUUCAGAAGCUGGAGAGGGAGUUGGAUUACAUCCAGCAAGUGUGGGAGAUCACCAAGGAGUGGGAAGUCCACUGGAACGAGUGGAAGGUAGUCAGCUUCAAGACCCUGAAGACGGAAGUGAUGGAGAACAUAGCAUUCGCACUUUUCCGCAAGCUGAACAAGCUGAGCAAAGAGCUUAAGGAUCGGAACUGGGAGAUCAUCGAGACCUCCAAGUCGAAGAUUGAGCAGUUUAAGAAGACCAUGCCCUUAAUCACAGACCUCAGGAACCCGGCCUUGCGAGAGAGGCACUGGGAACAGGUGAAGGACCUAGUCCUCAGGGCAUUUGACCAGGAUGCCGAGGAUUUCAGGCUGGAGAACAUCAUUGAGCUUGGUCUGGAUAAACACGUGGAAAAGAUUGGCGAGAUCUCUUCCUCGGCCACCAAGGAGCUGGCCAUUGAGCAGGCUCUUGCAAACAUUGCCAAGACUUGGGACGGCACCACUUUGGAUAUCGUGCCAUACAAGGACAAGGGACACCACCGUGUCAGAGGAACCGAAGACGUCUUCCAGGCUCUGGAUGACAACCAGGUGGCCUUGUCCACCAUGAAGGCCUCGCGCUUCGUGAAGCCCUUCGAGAAGGAUGUGGACCGCUGGGAGCGCUGCCUCUCGCUCAUCCUGGAGGUGAUUGAGAUGCUGCUGACGGUCCAGCGACAGUGGAUGUACUUGGAGAAUAUCUUCUUGGGGGAAGACAUCCGCAAGCAGCUGCCCAGUGAGUCGGCCUCCUUUGACCGCAUCAACAGCAGCUGGAAGACCAUCAUGGACCGCUUUGUGAAGGACAACAACGCUCUGCGGGCCACACAUCACCCAGGACUGUUGGACAAGCUGGUGGAAAUGAACAGCGCCCUGGAAGAGAUCCAGAAGUCCCUCGACAUGUACCUGGAGACCAAGCGCCACGUCUUCCCCCGCUUCUACUUCCUCUCCAACGACGACCUGCUGGAGAUCUUGGGCCAGUCGCGCAACCCGGAAGCCGUCCAGCCCCACCUCAAGAAGUGCUUCGACAACAUCAAGUGCCUCAAAAUGCAGAAGAUUGGCAAUACCAACCGAUCCGAAGCCUUGGGCAUGUUCUCUCUGGAUGGCGAGUACAUAGAUUUCACGCACCCAGUGAUGCUGGAGGGACCCGUCGAGGAGUGGCUGUGUGACGUGGAACGGGCCAUGCGCUGGACCCUGCGGGAGGUGCUGAGGAACUGCCGUCUCGCCUUGAAGAAGAUGCUGACCAAGAGGGACAAAUGGGUGAAGGAGUGGCCUGGACAGAUGGUGAUCACCGCUAGCCAGAUCCAGUGGACGGCGGACGUUAGCAAGUGCUUGGCCACCUGCAAGGACCGAGGGGACAAGAAAUACCUCAAAGCCAUGAAAAAGAAGCAGGUGUCCAUGCUGAACAAGUACUCGGAGGCCAUUCGAGGCAACCUGACGAAGAUCAUGCGCCUGAAGAUUGUGGCGCUGGUGACGGUGGAGGUCCACGCCCGGGAUGUCAUUGAGAGGCUCUACAAGAGCGGCCUGCUUGACGUGACGUCCUUUGAGUGGCUGAGCCAGCUUCGCCUCUACUGGGAGAAGGAGCUGGACGAUUGCGUCAUCCGGCAGACCAACACCCAGUUUGCCUAUGGCUACGAGUAUCUGGGGAACUCUGGGCGGCUGGUCAUCACCCCACUCACUGACAGGUGCUACAUGACUCUGACCACAGCCCUCCACCUCCACCGGGGAGGGUCCCCCAAGGGCCCUGCAGGCACUGGAAAGACGGAGACAGUGAAGGACCUGGGCAAGGCUCUGGGCAUGUACGUCAUUGUGGUCAACUGCUCCGAAGGCCUGGACUACAAGUCGAUGGGGCGCAUGUACUCUGGCCUAGCGCAGACCGGGGCCUGGGGCUGCUUUGAUGAGUUCAACCGCAUCAACAUUGAGGUCCUGUCCGUCGUGGCCCAGCAGAUCCUCUCCAUCCUCUCGGCUUUGGCCGCCAACCUGACGCGCUUCACCUUUGAGGGCCACGAGAUCAACUUGGUGUGGUCUUGCGGCAUCUUCAUCACCAUGAACCCAGGUUACGCCGGACGCACAGAGCUGCCCGACAACCUCAAGUCGAUGUUCCGCCCCAUCUCCAUGGUGGUGCCUGACUCCACGCUCAUCGCCGAGAUCAUCCUCUUUGGGGAAGGCUUCAAUAACUGCAAGCUCCUGGCCAAGAAGGUUUACACCCUCUACUCGCUGGCUGUCCAGCAGCUCUCCAAGCAAGACCACUACGACUUUGGCCUCCGGGCGCUCACGUCUCUGCUCCGCUACGCUGGGAAGAAGCGCAGGGUGCGACCCGACCUUUCUGAUGAGGAGGUCCUCCUCAUGGCCAUGAAAGACAUGAACAUAGCCAAGCUGACGUCCGGCGACGUGCCUCUCUUCAACGCCAUCACUCAGGACCUCUUCCCAGGCAUCGAGUGCCCCGUCAUCGACUAUGGAAAGCUCAAGGAAGUGCUUGAGGGGGAGCUGAGAGAAAUGGGCUUGCAGGUGAUCCCCUUCACCAUCACCAAGGUGAUCCAGCUGUACGAGACCAAGAACUCUCGCCAUUCCUCCAUGAUCGUGGGCAACACGGGCAGCGGCAAGACCGUCACCUGGCGUGCCCUGCAGGCCACCCUCUGCAGCCUCUGCAAGAGCGGAGACGCGACGGCCAACAUAGUCCGGGAGUACCCCCUGAACCCGAAGGCAGUUUCCCUGGGCGAGCUGUACGGAGAGUACAACCUCAGCACCAAUGAGUGGACGGAUGGCAUUCUGUCCAGCGUCAUGCGAUUGGCAUGUGCAGACGAGAAACCUGACGAGAAGUGGAUCUUAUUUGACGGCCCUGUGGACACGCUGUGGAUCGAGAGCAUGAACUCCGUCAUGGACGACAACAAGGUGCUGACCCUCAUCAAUGGCGAGAGGAUUGCCAUGCCCGAGCAGGUUUCCCUGCUGUUUGAGGUGGAGAAUCUCGCCGUCGCCUCGCCCGCCACCGUCUCCCGGUGCGGAAUGGUUUACACAGACUACAGUGACUUGGGCUGGAAGCCCUAUGUCCAUUCCUGGAUCGAGAAGCGCCCAAAGACUGAAGCGGAAACCCUGCAGCGGAUGUUUGACAAAUUUACCAACAAGAUGCUGACCUUCAAGAAGGACAACUGUCAGGAGCUGGUCCCUAUCCCCGAGUACAGUGGGAUUGUAUCUCUCUGCAAGCUGUUCUCAUCCUUGACGUCGUCUGAUGAAGGGCUGAAUCCCGCGGACAGUGAAAACUACUCAACGGUGGUGGAGAUGUACUUCAUCUUCAGCAUGAUCUGGUCCCUGUGUGCAGCCGUGGACGAGGAGGGCCGGAAGAAAAUCGACAUCUUCCUUCGAGAGAUCGAGGGCUCCUUUCCUAACAAGGAUACAGUCUACGAGUAUUACGUUGACCCCAAGCGGAAGCAAUGGUCUUCCUUUGAAGAUAAACUGCCCAAGAUGUGGAGGUACCCAUCCAACGCCCCCUUCUACAAGAUCAUCGUCCCCACCGUGGACACCAUGCGCUACAACUACCUCGUCGACGCCCUCAUCUCCAACCAGAACCCGGUGCUGCUGGUCGGCCUGGUGGGGACCGGCAAGACCUCCAUUGCCCAGGGCGUCCUGCAGACCCUGGACAGCACCAAGUGGGCUGUCCUGGUCAUCAACAUGUCCGCUCAGACCACGUCGACCAACGUCCAGAGCAUCAUUGAGAGCCGGGUGGAGAAGCGCACCAAGGGCGUCUAUGUUCCUCUGGGCGGGAAGAGCAUGAUCACCUUCAUGGACGACCUCAACAUGCCCAAGGACCAGUUUGGCUCCCAGCCUCCCCUGGAGCUGCUCCGCCUGUGGCUGGACUACGGCUUCUGGUACGACCGGGCCAAGCAGAUCAAGUACAUCAAGGACAUGUUCCUGAUGGCAGCCAUGAAAGGGCCCCCAGGAGGGGCGAACGUGAUCUCUAGCCGGCUUCAGAGCCGCUUCAACCUCAUCAACAUGACCUUCCCCACAGACUCCCAAAUCCGACGCAUCUUCGGCACCAUGAUCAACCAGAAGUUGCAGAAUUUCGAUGAGGGGCUCAAGCUCGGGAACACCAUCACCGAGGCGACCGUGGAGCUCUACAACAGCGUCGUCCAGAGGUUCCUGCCCACCCCGGCCAAGAUCCACUACCUCUUCAACCUGCGCGACAUCUCCAAGGUCUUCCAAGGCAUGUUGCGAGCCCACAAGGACUUCCACGACACCAAACCCAGCCUCACCCGCCUGUGGAUUCACGAGUGCUUCAGGGUUUUCUCUGACCGACUGGUGGACGCUGCAGACAUGGAAACCUUCAUUGCCCUCUUGAGUGAGAAGCUGGGCACGCACUUUGACCUGACCCUCCACAACCUUUGCCCCAACAAGCGCUCACCCAUCUUUGGGGACUUCAUGCGCAACGUCUACGAGGACCUGACAGACAUGGCCGUCCUGAAGGCUGAGAUGGAGCGCGCCUUGGGCGAGCUCAACCGGACGCCAGGAAUGGUGCCCAUGAGACUGGUGCUCUUCCGGGACGCCAUUGAACACAUAACCCGCAUCGUCCGGGUGAUCAGCCAGCCGCGAGGCAACAUGCUGCUGGUGGGCAUCGGUGGCAGCGGGCGCCAAAGCCUGGCACGGCUGGCCUCAUACAUCUGUGAGUACUACACUUUCCAGAUCGAGGUCUCCAGGCAGUACCGCAAACAAGAGUUCCGGGAAGACAUCAAGAAGCUCUACCGCCAGACCGGGGUGGACCAGAAGCCCACCACCUUCCUCUUUGUGGACACGCAGAUUGCGGACGAGUGCUUCCUCGAGGACAUUAACAACAUCCUCAGCUCCGGGGAGGUGCCCAACCUGUACAAGCCAGAUGAGUUUGAGGAGAUCCAGACCCAUAUCAUAGAUGCAGCUCGGGCAGAGGGCAUCCAGGAGAGUCAGGACAGCCUCUUUGCCUUCCUCAUUGAGAGGGUGCGGAACAACCUGCACGUGGUGCUGUGCCUGAGCCCAGUCGGGGAUCCGUUCAGGAACUGGAUCCGGCAGUACCCUGCCCUGGUGAACUGCACCACCAUCGACUGGUUCUCUGAGUGGCCCAAGGAUGCCCUCCUGGAAGUCGCAGAGAAGUACCUGGAGGGCGUGGACCUGGGAUCCGUGGAAAAGGGGAGCCUGGACACGAUGCAAAAACGAGUGGCUAGGAUCUUUGUGACCAUGCACUGGUCCGUGGCCAGGUACUCACAGAAGAUGCUGCUGGAGCUGAGGCGCCAUAAUUACGUCACCCCAACCAACUACCUGGAGCUGGUCUCUGGCUACAAGAAGCUGCUGGCUGAGAAGCGGAAGGAGCUCUCGGACCAAGCCAGCAAGCUCCACAACGGGCUCUUCAAGAUUGAUGAAACCCGGAAGAAGGUGGAGGUGAUGACGCUGGAGCUGGAGGAAGCCAGGAGGAAGGUGGCAGAAUUCCAGAAGCAGUGCGAGGAGUACCUGGUCAUCAUUGUUCAGCAGAAGCGAGAAGCUGAUGAGCAGCAGAAGAUGGUGUCGGCUAACAGUGAGAAGAUCGCAGCCGAGGAGAUUAAGUGCAAAGCUUUAGCGGACACCGCUCAGAGGGACCUGGAGGAGGCCAUGCCUGCCUUGGAGGAAGCCAUGAAGGCUUUGGAAUCGCUCAACAAAAAAGACUUGACCGAGAUCAAGUCUUACGGCCGCCCUCCCACCCUGGUGGAGACAGUCAUGCAGGCGGUCAUGAUCCUGCGAGGCAACGAGCCCACCUGGGCUGAAGCCAAGAAGCAGCUGGGUGAGCCCAACUUCAUUAAGCAGCUGGUCUACUUUGACAAGGACAACAUCUCCGACAAGGUGCUCAAGAAAAUCAGUGCCUACUGCUCUCAGCCGGACUUCCAGCCAGACAUCAUUGGGCGCGUCUCGGUGGCUGCCAAAUCCCUGUGCAUGUGGGUUAGAGCCAUGGAGAUGUACGGCCGCAUUUACCGUGUGGUGGAGCCCAAACGUAUUCGAAUGAAUGCUGCCCUUGCCCAGCUGGCAGAAAAGCAGGCCGCCCAGGCCGAGGCUCAGGAGAGGCUCCGAGAGGUUGCGGAGAAGCUGGAGAUGCAGAAGGAGUACGAGGAGAAGCUGGCCCAGAAGGAGGAGCUGCGCAAGAAGUCGGAGGAGAUGGAGAUCAAGCUGGACCGGGCCGACAAGCUGGUGUCGGGCCUGGCAGGAGAGAAGAUCCGGUGGGAGGAACAGUCAAAGGGCUUGGAGGAAGAUAUAGGCUACCUGGUGGGGGACUGUCUGGCAGCCGCCUUCGUGUCCUACAUGGGGCCCUUCCUGUCCAGUUACCGGGAUGACAUUGUCUCACACAUCUGGAUGAAGCAGACUCGAGAGCUCCAUGUGCCUUGCUGCCCCCGCUUCACCUGCGACAGCUUCCUCGCCAACCCCACCAUCGUGCGCAACUGGAACAUCCAGGGCCUGCCCUCCGACAACUUCUCCACAGAGAAUGGGAUCAUUGCACGAGGCAACCGGUGGCCUCUCAUGAUCGACCCCCAGUGCCAGGCCACGAAGUGGAUCAAGAACAUGGAAGCAAAGAAAGGCCUCAAGAUAAUUGACCUGCAGAUGCACUAUAUGCGCAUCCUGGAGACGGCCAUCAGUUUGGCUCCCCAGUGCUGCUUGCAAAACGUUCAGGAGGAGCUGGACCCCACACUGGCCCCCAUCCUCAACAAAUCCGUCACCAAAGUGGGUGGCCGCCUGCUGAUAAGGCUGGGGGACAAGGAAGUGGAAUACCACCCCGAUUUCCGAUUCUAUCUCACCACCAAGCUCCCCAACCCACACUACACACCGGAGACGUCCUCCCAGACCACCAUUGUCAACUUUGCUGUCAAAGAGCAGGGCUUGGAAGCUCAGCUGCUGGGGAUUGUGGUCCGGAGAGAGAGGCCCGAGCUGGAAGAGCAGAAGGACAACCUGGUCCUCAACAUCGCAGCUGGCAAAAGGAAGCUGAAGGAGCUGGAGGACGAGAUCCUGAGGUUGCUGAACGAAGCCACGGGCUCCCUAUUGGAUGAUGUGCAGCUUGUGAACACACUCCAGACCUCGAAGGUCACAGCCACCGAGGUCACAGAGCAGCUGGAGACCAGCGAGACCACGGAGAUCAAAAUCGACACCGCCCGGGAGGCCUACCGACCAUGUGCUCAGAGGGCGUCCAUCCUCUUCUUCGUCCUCAACGACAUGGGCAGGAUCGACCCCAUGUACCAGUUCUCCCUCGAUGCCUACAUUGACCUCUUCAACCUCAGCAUCAAUAAGAGCCAUCGGAGCACCAAGCUGGACGAGAGAAUCCGCUUCCUCAACGAAUACCACACCUAUGCCGUCUACAGGUACACCUGUCGGGGCCUCUUUGAGCGACACAAGCUGCUUUUCAGCUUCCAGAUGUGUGCCAAGAUCCUGGAGGUCUCCGGAAACCUCAAGAUGGACGAGUACAACUUCUUCCUGCGUGGAGGAGUGGUGCUAGACAGGGAAGGGCAGAUGGACAACCCCUGCACCAGCUGGCUGGCCGACAUCUACUGGGACAACAUCACCGAGCUGGACAAGCUCACCAACUUCCACGGCAUCAUGAACUCCUUUGAGCAGUACCCUCGCGACUGGAACCUCUGGUACACCAACUCCAAGCCGGAGAAGGCCAUGCUGCCAGGUGAGUGGGAGAACUCCUGUAACCAGAUGCAGCGGAUGUUGGUUGUCCGGUCCCUGCGGCCGGACCGCGUGGCUUUCUGCGUCACGGCAUUCAUCGUCUCUAACUUGGGCUCCCAGUUCAUCGAGCCACCAGUGCUCAACAUGAAGUCGGUGGUGGACGACUCGACGACCAAGACCCCUCUGAUCUUCGUGCUGUCCCCUGGCGUCGACCCCACCUCCUCCCUGCUCCAGCUGGCCGAGCAGUCGGGCAUGGCGCAGCACUUCCAAGCCCUCUCGCUGGGCCAGGGCCAGGCGCCAAUCGCCACCCGCAUGAUCAAAGAUGGCGUCCACCAGGGCAACUGGGUCUUCCUGGCCAACUGCCACCUCUCUCUCUCCUGGAUGCCCCAGCUGGACAAGCUGGUGGAGCAGCUGCAGGUGGAGGAGCCGCACCCCUCCUUCCGCCUGUGGCUCAGCUCCAGCCCCCACCCGGACUUCCCCAUCUCCAUCUUGCAGGCCGGGAUCAAGAUGACCACGGAGCCCCCCACGGGCCUGAAAGCCAACAUGAAGCGCCUCUACCAGCUCAUCACGGAGCCCCAGUUCAACCGCUGCACGAAGCCGUCCAAGUACAAGAAGCUGCUCUUUGCCCUCUGCUUCUUCCACAGCAUCCUGCUGGAGCGGAAGAAGUUCCUGCAGCUGGGCUGGAACAUCGUCUACGGCUUCAACGACUCGGAUUUUGAGGUGUCAGAGAACCUCCUGAGCCUGUACCUGGAUGAGUAUGAGGAGACCCCCUGGGACGCCCUCAAGUACCUGAUCGCAGGGGUCAAUUACGGGGGCCACGUGACGGAUGACUGGGACCGACGCCUCCUCACCACCUACAUCAACGACUACUUCUGCGAGCAAAGUGUGGCUGCCCCCUUCUACAAGCUCUCCGUGCUGGACACCUACUUAAUCCCCAAGGAUGGCAACAUCGCCUCCUACAAGGAAUACAUCAGCCUGCUGCCUGGCAUGGACCCUCCCGAAGCCUUUGGCCAGCACCCCAACGCUGACGUGGCCUCCCAGAUCACCGAAGCCAGGACACUCUUCGAAACGCUGCUUUCGCUGCAGCCCCAGAUCACGCCCACCGGGGUGGCUGGGCAGACCCGCGAGGACAAGGUGCUGGAGCUUUCAGCAGACGUGCGCAGCAAGAUCCCGGAGGAGAUCGAUUACGAAGGCACCUGCAAAGUGCUGUCCGGGGAUCCCUCCCCGCUCAACGUGGUCUUGCUGCAGGAGAUCCAGCGCUACAACUCCUUGCUGCAGGUCAUCAAUGCCUCCCUGGCGGAGCUGGAGAAGGGCAUUCAGGGCUUGGUGGUCAUGUCUACGGACCUAGAGGAGAUCUUCAACUGCAUCUUUGAUGCCCGCGUCCCCCCCAUGUGGGAGAGGGCCUACCCAUCUCAGAAGCCGCUGGCCGCCUGGACCCGGGACCUGGGCCUGCGCGUGGAGCAGUUUACCCGCUGGGCCACCACCGCCCACCCUCCCGUGCUCUUCUGGCUCUCGGGCUUCACCUUCCCGACGGGGUUCCUGACAGCCGUCUUGCAAGCUGCUGCACGCCUGAACAACAUCUCCGUGGACACCCUCUCCUGGGAGUUCAUUGUCUCCACUGUGGAUGACAACAACCUUGUCUACCCGCCCAAGGAAGGGGUGUGGGUGCGAGGUCUCUACCUAGAGGGUGCCGGCUGGGACAAGAAGAACUCCUGCCUGAUGGAUGCAGAGCCCAUGCAGCUGGUCUGCCCCAUCCCUACCAUCCACUUCAAGCCCGUGGAGAACAAGAAGAAGAGUGGCAAAGGGAUGUACGCCUGCCCUUGCUACUACUACCCCAACCGGGCUGGCUCUGCCGGGCGGCCUUCCUUUGUCAUUGGCAUCGACCUGCGGUCAGGAGCGAUGCCCUCUGACCACUGGAUCAAAAGAGGCACAGCCUUGCUGAUGAGUUUGGAUACCUGAAGACACCCCCAUAUGCACCCCAUCUUCCAAAGGAACCUUGCUUCUCUGACUCCCCCCACCCCACAAUUUUAGGUAAAAUUAAAAUAAAGCUAU